GGCAAUCAUACAACAGAAAAUUGCACAAUUGCAAGGUUAACCAGAACCAAGCAGCGGAACAGAGUAGAUAAACGCUACAGAUAUACUGAACAAUGAUGAAUAGACUUGUCAGUGAAUGAACACAGAGAUAUUAAGUGCGCGAAUACUUGAUGUGAUUCUCUUACAACUAAUCGAUAGCACAAUAGAAACAGAAGAAGCGUAUGUUUAAAUGAUCAAUAAUGAUAUUAUCAAAUAUUACUGACUCAAGUCCUUUCUAAUUGUGAGUCAUUACUUUUUUAUUUAGUCUGUGCCACAGUAUCUCCAACAUGCUUCUGUGUGUGUGUGUGUGUGUUGUGCGUGUGUGGGCAUGUGCAUGCUUAUGUGCAUGUGUAUCUGUGUGUGUGUUUGUGCGUGCGUGCAUGUGUAUGCGUGCGUGUGUAUACAUGUGUGUGCUUGUGCAUGUGUGUGUGUGUAUGUAUGCACGUGCGUGCGUGCGUGUGUAUGCACGUGCAUGCGUUUGUGCAUGUUCAUUUGUUUUUGUGUGCUUGUGCAUGUGUGUGCAUGCGUCUGUGUGCGUGUGCGUGUGUAUGUGCAUAUGUGUGCUUGUCUGUGUGUGUGUGUGUGUUGUACGUGCGUGUGUGUGUGUGCGUACCACGCAGGGCAAGUCCUUCAUCAAAGACGCGCUGAAGUGCAUGGCCCACGGCCUGCGGCACAAGUUCAGCUGCAGCAGCCGCAAGUGCCUGGCCAUAAGCGAGAUGGUGCUGCAGCUGCAGCGGGAGUGCUACACCCGCUACGACCUCUGCGCUGCCGCCAAGGGCAACGUCAACGUCAUGGUCGACAUGAUCCACUUCCAGGACCUGUUUCCCAAGGGGCCUCACCUGGAGCUGGUGAACAUCCUGCUGAGCUGUGGAGAGCAGGUGAAGGAGGCGCUCACCUGGAGCGUGCGGCAGCAGUGCGAGCAGAACUGGGGCGCCCUGUGCGAGAGCCUGAGACUGUGCACCCCAGGGGACCCCCCCGCCGGCCCCGCCGCUCCGCCCCACCCCCAGAGCGCCCACGCCCAGGCUCCCCAUGAGGGGGGGGGCGGGGGGGCAGAGGGCAACGGGGAGACCGAGGGCAACGGGCCGCCAGAGAGCUCUCAGAGUCCCGGCCAGGCGUCUCAGGAGGCCGAGGACCCAGAAAGAUCCGGAACCAGGAGGCUGCAAUUCCACAUACAGUGACUGCUGCUUCGUAGCCAAUGUAGCCUAUAGCAUGACAAAGCUCAGCCUACCUCACCUACACAGAAAGGCCUGAUUGGCUCAUAUUCAGGAACGGAAUCAAUUCCACCGGGAGCUACUUAGACGAGUAGCAUUCCCAAAGCUGUUAUACAUACUUAGACCAGUCCCAGGAUUAUCUGGUGCCUAUCCAAGCGCCGUCUUCAGAAAGACAGACUGAGAUAAAGUGGAAGCCGUGCGUGACACACCCCGGGAAACUCUCUCUCUCUUCCAACCUCUUUCCUCCACCGUUCGACUGCUAAUGACAUGCUCCGGCUUCAAAAUUGUCCGUUUGCUCGGAGGGGCAGGCAUAGCUCUGAUUUCUCCUGCCCACGCUCCAGUGAGCGCCAGCUGAAGUUCCCUUUGAAAUUACAAAUGGAACCGUUACCACCAUAAAGACGCCGCUUUUGUUUUAAAUGUUUUAAUGUCGUUUCUUUCGUUUCGCUUUUUGUUGGCCAAACUACUUCGCUGAAACCAAACAGCCGUUCAAACCUCCGUCCUUAUUUUCACACAUCUCUCCUCGUUGUGUGCUCGCACCAUCUUUGCCUUCUCUUGCACAAAUCAAAUUAACCGACGAGUCUAGAUGGAGGCAAGUGAAUCACUUCAUGUCAGUUGAUCAUUUGUAUAAAUAAUGUAGACAUAUAUGAACACAGUGGACCUAUAGCCACAUAUUUGUGUGUUUUUUAAAGCGUGUGUUUUUUUUUAAAUGUUAGUGUUUCUAUACCUUAUUUCCUCAAUGUAAAUAUUUGAUGGUUUUUAUUUAUUUGUGUGUCUCUUAAAUCACACUUUCAUUUUGACCUGUCUGUCUCCACAUGGCCUCUCCCUGUCUGUUGUACGUUACCCUGGUUCUAGCAGUGAAGUCAAAUAUAAUUUUAUAAUAUUUCAAUAUUUUAUCGGUCAUGUUAUGCUUUCUGUAUUAAACAUUCUUCUCUUAAGAGAUGCUUUCUUUA
Anguilla rostrata (American eel) is the source of this 2179-nucleotide messenger RNA. Its product is annotated as stanniocalcin-2-like. Gene Ontology annotation, molecular function: hormone activity. The transcript is spliced from 3 exons. Gene Ontology annotation, cellular component: extracellular region. Gene Ontology annotation, biological process: intracellular calcium ion homeostasis. The coding region runs from base 306 to 1196 and encodes 296 amino acids. The record is from RefSeq and is a predicted model, not a curated record. Lineage: Eukaryota; Metazoa; Chordata; Actinopteri; Anguilliformes; Anguillidae.